Messenger RNA from Prorocentrum cordatum, 863 nucleotides. Lineage: Eukaryota; Dinophyceae; Prorocentrales; Prorocentraceae. The record is from the annotation of a GenBank genome assembly.
GGAAAUGCGACCACAAUAACCAACAAGGCAGUGACAUUGCGCUGUCGCCAUCCUCCAGUGUGUUUUUGUGACCUGCACAAUCCGCACUAAUCAGUUCGGCUCAUUUGUUCUACAUUGGAAUCUUUCACAUCCCGUGCUUGCAAGCAUCUCUCAUACCGUCGCCGCUGGCGUCCUUGCAAUGGAAAUUGCCCAAGGCGUGCAGGAGGGCCUCGCAUCUCCUCUCCUUAUGGACAGUGGCGCAGCCCACGCCGAGUAUAGAGACGAGGAGGAUACGUCGACGGCGUCAUGGGACAGGGUGACGAUGCAACCUGAUGGUGUCGCGCAGCUGGCGCUUGAGACUGGACGCGCGCGCAAUCAUGGUGCCUCCGAUAUCGCACGGCGCCACGCCGCCAUGCCACGCCCCUCGGUGACGAUGACUGUGCAGGAGUUCAAUGACGCCCACGCGGAUUUUACAGCCCGGUUGCGCGACCUUGAGAACCACGGUAAGGUGGCAGCGGGUAUUGUCGUUUUCUUUCUGUGCGUGUUCCUUAUCUUGCAUACGAUCUCUUUCCGCCACAUGUGGGAAACUGAUCUGCAGAUCGGCGCGGAGGAUCGAAUCUUGGGCAGCACGAACGACCUGAUCAGAGGUGCGAGCGACAGAUUCGUGAGCAAAUACGCCUUCAACUCGCUCAGAGACCAGAUGGACAAACUCGCUGAGCGCGUGGCGCACAUGGAGGACCAGUUCGGGAACACCAGGGACAAGUUCGUGACCAAGGACAGCUCAUACAAGAUGGAGAGCAUCCUCAAGGAUAAGAUUUCGGGCUUGCGUUUGGAACUGUCCGACGUCAGCGUUCGGCUCGAGGAGAUGUCUCCCAAGUCGGAGG